Messenger RNA from Cyanidioschyzon merolae strain 10D, 1290 nucleotides. RefSeq names its product mitochondrial peptide chain release factor RF-1. The transcript has a single exon. Gene Ontology annotation, molecular function: translation release factor activity. The coding region runs from base 1 to 1290 and encodes 429 amino acids. Gene Ontology annotation, biological process: translational termination. NCBI's taxonomy places the organism in Eukaryota, Rhodophyta, Bangiophyceae, Cyanidiales, Cyanidiaceae. The record is from RefSeq and is a predicted model, not a curated record.
AUGAGAAAAAUUGGAAGAAGUAGUAGGUGGCCGCUCCAAAAAAACGGGGAGGCGUCUGCACAUUGGUUCAUGACGUCUAGUCUAGGGCACGUUUGCCGCCACUGCUGUACCCGGUCGGCAUCGUUUGACUGUGUGGCUUUCGGUGUUCGCAGCGGCUCCAAACACCUUAAUAAAAGCAACAGCUUCGAUGUUUACGUGCGUUACAUGUGGUCCGGUUGCGUACGGCAGCUCGUCCGUAGAACGCAACGUCGAGUACGCUGCGGUCCUGCGAGUUUUCGCUGUGUGUCGGACCAAGCCACCACAGACGUGACGCGCACCGCCCUUGUGAGCAUCGAGGCCGAACUCACAGAAAACAGACAGCUUUUAACCGAAUUGAGGACUGCCGAAACCCCCGAACCGGAGCUCCAGAGACUUGUUCGGGAGGAGAUUCAGCGACUUGAGGCGCAACAACGGAGUCUCCUCGAACGUGCACGGCAACAACAACAGGAAGCGCCUGUGGAGUUCGCCUGGGACACUGAACCCCAGCGGCAUUCAGAACUAGCUGACCAAAACCAUGAAGAAGGUGAUCCGCGAGAAAUCCAGUCACUUUUUCUGGAAGUACAGUCAGGGGCCGGCGGUAUAGAGGCGAACAUUUUCGCACAUGAACUCUUUAAAAUGUACGAGCGCUACGCCAAGCGUCGAGGUUGGCGCUUCCAAAUCCUCGAUGAAUGCGUAGCCCGCAUCGAAGGUGCUGGUGCUUACGAGCGGCUCCGCUACGAGGCAGGCGGCGUGCGCGUGCAACGUGUACCAUCAACCGAGACCCGAGGCAGACUGCAUACCUCGCUCGCUUUUGUCAUCAUCCUCCCUGAGACCGACAAUACGUACGGCACUGACGCGUCUUGGCCGAACCGCGAAGACCUGCGCAUCGACCGGUUUCGCGCCAGCGGCGCUGGAGGCCAGCACGUGAAUAAAACGGAUAGUGCUGUGCGUGUAACACAUCUGCCGACGGGGCUUCAGGUUGCGGUACAAACGACGCGUUCGCAGCAUCAGAACUUGGCCCUAGCCAUGCGUCUAUUGCGUGCACGCCUUGCGGACGCUCAGCGCCGUGCGAAACGGGAAGCAAUGGAAGCAAAAAGACGAGACCAAAUAGGGUCUCGAGCGCGCCAUGAACGCGUGCGAACAUUUCACUUUCCACGAAACGAAGUCGUUGACCAUCGGGUGAACCGGAAAGUCUCCGAAUUGACCCGGAUUCUCCGCGACGGUGACAUCGAUCUGCUACCGAGUCCAGCAUCAUCGGGGAUUUCCCCAUGA